AGUUCCGUGAGACGCUCCGGACACGUCCGGGCGGGCGGAUUUGAAAUUGCGAGGAGGCGGCGCUGGCGGUAACGGCAGGCGGGGAGCGGGACGAGGCUCUGCGGGGAGCGGGAGAGCAGCAGCAGCAGCAGCAGCAGCAACACCCUCACCCCCUCAACCAGCGGCACAAGUGUCCGUGCGGCGGCGGUCUACUUGUUUCUUCUGAGCCUUUGCAGAAUCUUUGUGGCAUUUAGAAAAGACCCUUAUAUCCUGCAUUUUCUUUUACUGCUGGGAUACUGAGGGAUUGCAAUUUACAAUAGAGUCACGAUGAGGCGAAGCUCAAGUACUGCUGGAAGCAGCAGUCGACAAUCUAUGAUGGCACUAAGAGUGCAGGAUAACAAGAAGAUGGGUCUUCAAACACCUCAGAUGAAGGACAGAAGCACCUUUGGGAAGCUGAGCAUGGGCAGACCUACAUCUGUAACUUCAGAAAGAAAAGUCAGCUGUUUUGGGAACAGAAUGAGUGGGGCUGGAGGGUCACGCAGCAGCCAGUAUGGUGUGUUCAUGCUCGGGACAGAAAAGAUAAAGGAUCCCAGGCCCCUUCAUGACAAGGCAUUCAUCCAACAAUGUAUCAAGAAGCUUUGUGAGUUCCUCGUUGAGAAUGGUUAUGCCCACAACGUUUCCAUGAAAUCACUGCAGUCUCCAUCAAUUAAGGACUUUUUAAAGAUCUACACCUUCAUCUAUAAAUUCCUCUGCCCUUCUUAUGAAUUGCCUGACUCAAAAUUUGAAGAGGAAAUUCCCAAAGUUUUUAAAAACCUUGGGUACCCCUUUCCUCUGCCAAAAAGUUCCAUGUACACCGUGGGUGCACCCCACACCUGGCCUCAGAUUGUGGCAGCUUUGGUUUGGUUAAUUGAUUGUGUCAAGCUGUACAGUGCCAUCAGGGAAAAUGCGCCAUUGUUCGAUGACAGGCAGAGCUGGGAAGUAGAGACGGAUGAUGGGAUUGUACAUUAUAAGCUUUUCAUGGACUACUGCAUGAAGUGCUAUGAUCUUUUCAUGAAAGGUAGAGAUACCUUUGAGGAGGUGGAUGCUGAAGUGCAGUCAAAAUUAAAGGAUUUAUUUAAUAUAGAUCCAUUCCAGAUGGAAAGUUUAGAAGCUGAAAACAAAAGACUUCAAGAAGAGAUUGCAAGACUAGAAAAAGAAAAGGAAAGUGAGCCGGAUCGUAGAGUAACGCUACGAAACGUGAAAUCGUCUCUUCAAGCAGAUGUCCAGAAAUACCAGGCUUAUUUGGCCAGUCUGGAAUCUCACAUAGCAAUCCUUGAUCAAAAACUGGGAAGUCUUAAUGAUGAAGUUGAGACAGCAGAAACGGAAGUAGAAGCAAUGAAGCAGGAGAAUGCCCGGCUCCAGCACAUCUUAGAUAACCAAAAGUAUUCAGCUGUGGAUGUUGAGAGAAUAAAACACGAGAGAAAUGAACUGCAGCAAACCAUUAACAAGCUGACUAAGCAACUGGAAGCGGAAGAACAUCAGCUGUGGAAUGAAGAGCUAAAAUAUGCUAGGAAUAAAGAGGCGAUUGAAACACAACUGGCAGAGUAUCAUAAACUGGCUCGAAAGCUGAAAUUAAUUCCAGUAAGUGCUGAGAAUUCCAAAGGCCAUGACUUUGAGAUUUGGUUUAAUCCUGAGGCAGGACCAAAUUGCCUAAUCAAAUACAGAGCUCAGAUCAAGGCUCCCCUCAUGGAGAUCAUCAACGAGACUGAGGAAGAAAUUAGUAAAGCUACUCAACGGAAAAUGUCUUUGGAAGAUACUUUGGAACAGGUGAAUGUAAUGCUAAAGGACAAGAAACGUAGUGUGAAAAUGCUGACAGAAGAAGCUGAAGAGCUGGAUGAUCUUUACCAGAAGAAGCUUAAGGAGAUAGAAGAGGAAGAGCAAAAAUGUGCAGAUGAACGGGAAUCGUUGAAGAAGCAUAAACAGUUACUUGAGAGUGGUGUCUGUGAAGGUCUCAGUGAAGCCACAAAUGAACUGCAUGAUGUCCAACGACAAUAUCAAGUUGUUUUGCAAACAACAACAGAAGAGAAGAGAAAACUUAGAGAAAAAUUGAAUCGUCUUACAGAAACAGUUGCUACUCAUCUAGCAUCUGUAGUGAAAUACCUUGAUGAACAGAAUGCGAAAAUUAACAGAGACUACGAAGAAUUCAUGUCUAAAGAUCUAUUGUCAGACUUGACCAGCAUCCUAGACAGUUAUAAAGAGAAGGCUGAAAGUCUCUAAUCACUAGAAAGGUGAAGAUAAAAAUGUUGCCUUUCUGAAGAGCUGGUAUGGUGCUUUCCAAAAGGAUGGGUACUACUGUGAUUAGCACUGAAACUGGUUUUAAGUGAAAGGAAGUUAUUUUGAUUGUUCUUUGUUUUGUUGAUACAAACACAUUAAAGAAUUAAACAAUAUAUUUGCAUUUUCUUAAAAAAUGCUUUGCUCAGACUGUACUUUCAAUAACAUAUGUAUGCAUUUAGGGCACACACAUGACAGGCAGUUCACAUCCUUCCCCAAGCCUUAUUUUACUAGCAAGACAAAAUGUAAAUGUCUGUCUCCUGCUUGUUCAGUUACCUGUGAAACUGCACAAAGACACCUCUUACGUGAGUAAAAAAAAAUCAAAACUUCUUUUGAAAAGAUGAUUAGUCGUCUUGUUAUGUAGUCUUGUAAAUAGAAGAAUACAAAUAAAUGAAUAGAAAAAGAAACACAGUAGUUUGAAAAUGAAGUUUUGUCUUUAGCUGCUUCAUAUUCCCAGAUGAAACUUCACUGAAGUUCUUGAAUAUGUGUACCAGAGAAAACUCCAAGUAGGACACCAUCUGAAUUCUGGCUUUAUCAGUUGUAGGUUUGGUUCAUGUUAGAUACAUCAAAAUGGUCUAAAAUCUCUGUAUUCUUGUUAAGUCAGUUGGCCAGACUCUUUGACUUUUUUUCCUCAGGAAAGUAUGUCCUGGUUUAGGGCAAACUUGGGGGGAAACCUCUGAAUGGGGUCCCUCUAAAAAGCACAUUCAAGCAGUCCCUCCCCCAACAGGUUUGGGGAAAAAUAUUUCCUUGGGGAGAAGCGGGAAAAAAAAAAGAAAAACACCUCUUUAUUUAACAGGCAAAGCACUUCCCAGCACAAAAAAGUGAACAAUACCAAACAGCAAAAUCUCACUGCUCUAAAGGAUUUGACAGAGAGUCCCUUCUGUGGGUCGCAGCCUAGCUCACUCAGGCUGUUCUCAGUCCCUCCGGUGCUGGGAAAUGCUGCAGCCCAGGCCCGGCCUAGUGGGCCACAGGUGUGAGAUUUCAGUGCUCCCCCUGGGUUUUCAGUCUAGAGCAGGUUCAAACAAUUCCAUAAAAAAAGGAAGAAAAAGAAACAACACAGUCCACGGGGUUUCUUUGCCUCAGCUAGCCAGAAAAACUUCAUCAAAAGCAAACACAGUCUGUUUGAAGAAAAAAACACAGGGGAGCAAGUGCGGUCUCUGAUAACAAACUCUGCACCUCUUCUCUCUCCCCUUCACUCCUGGACUGCAGAACUCAAUAUUCAACACCAACAGAACAUACGAUUUGGGGAUAUGAGCAUCAUAAAGUCACCCCAAGACACAGUAGAAUUAGUGUAUGCACAGCUCUGGUCCAAAUACUUUGAAGAAAACAGAUUGAUGCUAUGUGGAAGUAGCACCUUUUUAUCUAUUCUGUGUAUAAUUUUGCGCCAAUAAAUAAAUAAAACCCAGCAUUCAUAUCUUGGAUAGUUUAUUAUUGUAUUUCCCAGUAAAAGCAUUGAUAUAUUUACAUAUUUGUUUUUAGAAGUCAGACAUUCAAAUAUAAAAAAACAAUUUUGCAGUUGUUUAAAGGCUUUUAGCAUCUGACUGAUAAAGGAAGCUGCUCUCCUCAAUUCUACAAUCUUUGAAUAAAACAUGGAUCUCUAGGAUAUAGAACAAAACUUGAGCAAGACCCUCUAAACACAGACUGCAAAUAAAAACUGGAUUGUCUAAUUCUAGGCUAUUUUUGCAGAACGAGUUUAAAAGUCAGUUGUCCUUAACAUAGUACUAGAAUCUUCUGGCCUUGGUCCAAGUGUUUUGUUUCAGAUACGAUAAUGAUGACAUUAUUUAAGCUUCUAAUUUUCUGUUCCUUUUUAUACUCCAGAAUUUUAAUUUGACAGCUAGAAAAUCUUCUGACAGGUGGAAGUUUUUAUGCUUUCUUUUGUCCUCUUUUAUCUUCACAUAAUCUUUCUUUUUGUUUUCUGUAACAGACUAGUCUUUACUACAUCCCAGUUCCUUCUCUUUAGAAGUUUUUUCCUUUUGUGAUCUCUUUAACAUUUUUGUUAUCUAAAGCAACGUAACAAUCUAAUGUAGCAAAACUAUGAGCUGUAUAGGAGAGCCACAUUCCUUUAAAGUAUGUGCUUAUUUAGGGGCUAUGCUCUCUCUAGACUCCCCCAUACCUAUUUGUUUCUGCUUCUGUAACUGUCUUGUGUUUCUUAGCAUCUGUAGAUUCCUAGUCAGUAGUCAGCUGCUUAAAUGAAAGCAAAAUAAAUGGCAUUUCCAUUUAUAUUAACCCUAAUGAACGUGGGUCAAAGAAUCAAAAUCACAAUGCCUUUGCUUAAUACACUAGCCAAUAUAAUAUUCUAAAAUUAAAGUAGUCCAAAUAAUAAAAAAAAUCCAUGUUACUAACAUUGGCAAUGUGUUUUUGUUAGUGGUCUGUAUGUCAGUUAAGCUAAACUGCCUUUAGAACCAUCUCAAAUUUGGAUCUAGGUUCUGUAAAAUACUAUGGGGCUGUUUGCUGUAACCUAACAGCUCAAUGUCAGCCAACAUUUACUAAGUACUAUGUCUUAACAAUUUAAAAAUGGAGGGAGUUUUUUAAUCUUUGUUGAACAUGUCACCUCUGUGAUACUGAAGUCAGGUAUUUUUGGUCUGUAUUCUGGAAUACGGCUUUUUAAUUCAGUCAGUAGCCACUAGAACGUAAUUAUUGCUCUUCGUUUUGUUUUGUUAUUUUAUCAGAGUAUAAAGUCUUAAUGAGAAAGUACCACAGCACCUGUACAUUUCAGUAGUCAUUUGUAAAUUUUGGCUUUUGUAUAGAUACAGUUGCCUCAUUUAGUGCUAGUGUACCGUUUGUACAGUUUAAUGUGUCAAGUUUUUGUGUUCUUAUACUCAAUAAAAUAUCUUAUGCU
This is a messenger RNA of Oenanthe melanoleuca, 5128 nucleotides long. RefSeq names its product NDC80 kinetochore complex component (gene NDC80). The transcript has 17 exons. Gene Ontology annotation, biological process: attachment of mitotic spindle microtubules to kinetochore. The coding region runs from base 307 to 2235 and encodes 642 amino acids. Lineage: Eukaryota; Metazoa; Chordata; Aves; Passeriformes; Muscicapidae. Gene Ontology annotation, cellular component: Ndc80 complex. The record is from RefSeq and is a predicted model, not a curated record.